Molecule: messenger RNA, 993 nt
Organism: Xenopus tropicalis (tropical clawed frog)
Lineage: Eukaryota; Metazoa; Chordata; Amphibia; Anura; Pipidae
Gene: vn1r1
Product: vomeronasal 1 receptor 1
Exons: 1
Coding region: 46-993 (315 amino acids)
Biological process (GO): G protein-coupled receptor signaling pathway; signal transduction
Cellular component (GO): plasma membrane; membrane
Molecular function (GO): G protein-coupled receptor activity; pheromone receptor activity
Source: RefSeq, a predicted model, not a curated record
GUGUUUUGCACAUAUCACAGCCAAAAGGAACGCUCAUGCUUUAAAAUGGAUUUAUGUGUCAUGAUAAAGGGUGUGUCAUUUUUUAUCCAAACUAGCCUUGGUAUCUUUGGUAACUCUAUUAUCUUGAUAUCCUAUGCAAACAUGCUCAGCCGGGGUCCUAAACUGAUGCCAGUUGAUAUAGUACUCUCUCACUUAGCAUUUGUAAAUAUGAUGGUUUUAUUGACAAGAGGCAUUCCUCAAACAAUGUCUGUUUUUGAAAUAGAACACAUACUGAAUGAUACAGGCUGUAAAAUUGUUGUCUAUUCUUAUAGGAUAGUGCGCGGCUUGUCUGUCUCUGUAACUUGUUUGCUCAGUGUCUUACAGGCUGUCAUAAUUGCCCCUGUUAAAAGAUGGACUAUCGUCAAAAUCAAAGAAGUCAAGUACUUAAGUCUCUCACUUGUAGCUAUAUGGGUGAUCAAUAUGGCUGUGUGCAUAGCAGCUCCAUUUUUUUCUAAAGUUCCAGGGACUGGCAAGAUCUCUAAAUUUACACUGAAUCUGGGGUUCUGUCAUGUCCUUUUCCCCGACCAAGUGAGCUACAUCAUCAAUGGUUUUGCUGUAUCCUUUAGGGACUUUACCUUUGUGGGGGUUAUGGUUUAUUCCAGUGGUUACAUCAUAAGGAUUCUUUACAGACACCGUAGACAGGUUCAGAACAUAAGACGGUCAACAAGUGCUCAGAAUGCUACUGCUGAAACAAAGGCUGCUAAAGACGUACUUAGGCUUGUUCUGCUGUACGUCAUCUUUUUUGGGCUUGAUAACAUUAUCUGGAUUAAUAUGUUGACUGUGUCAGAUGUACCUUCCGUUGUUACAGACUUGAGAGUCUUUUUUUCAUCUUGCUAUGCAUCCUUCAGUCCAAUAUUUAUUAUAAGAUCUAACAAAAGGAUACAAAAAGCAUUAAAAUGUUCAUUCAAACGUCAGCAGACUUCCCAGCCAGAGGUCUAUGUGUGUCAUAUAUAG